AUGAGUGCCUUAAAGUUUUCAAGAAUGCUUAUAUCUCCCACCGCUUUCUGCAUUUUGGUCCUCACUGCUUCUCUUUAUCUUCUCCCUUUCACUUUCUGUUCUCAUCUUCCCCACUUGAAUCGCUUUGCAACUCACAACUUCACUAAUAUUGACCACAUUCCCAACAAGGUGAGCAGUGGGAAGAUAUCUGAUAUUACAAUUCAUGGAUUGUUGCUGUGGGCUUCAAUGGGAUUGUUCUUGCCUCUUGGGAUUCUUAUUAUCAGAAUUUCAAAUAUUACACAACAACCUUCCUCAUCAAACAGAACUUCACUUCUUUUCUAUCUCCACGUUGCUUUUCAGAUGAUUUCAGUGCUUCUGACUACGGUUGGAGCAGCCAUGUCUCUGAAGAAGUUUGAGAAUUCAUUUGAUAACAGCCAUCAAAGACUGGGUCUUGCACUUUAUGCUGCUGUUUUGCUACAAGCCUUCCUUGGCUUUUUCAGGCCUCACAGGGGAAAGAAAGAGAGGAGAUAUUGGUACAUAGUGCAUUGGAUAGUAGGAACAAUAGUUUCACUUGUGGGGAUCAUCAAUAUAUACACAGGCUUAAAGGCUUACCAUGAGAGAACCUUGAAAAGCACUUCUCUUUGGACCAUCCUUUUCACUUUACAAGUCUCUUUCUUUGCUUUGCUUUUUCUCCUUCAAGACAAAUUGGAUUACUUGAAAAAGCAAACUCUCAUUCUACCCACUGCCACUCAUCAUUCUUCUUCAUCAAUUAAUGUUGCCCACUCCAAUAAUCCUCAUCAAAUCCAUAUCCCACAAAGUCAUACCCACCAUAAAGAGUUGAUGAUUCCAGUCUCAUCUCCAAAAUCUAAUGCACUUGCUAGCUUGUUUGACUCAUAAUCCUUCGUUUUUCUUCUAUUUU
Molecule: messenger RNA, 898 nt
Organism: Neltuma alba
Lineage: Eukaryota; Viridiplantae; Streptophyta; Magnoliopsida; Fabales; Fabaceae
Product: cytochrome b561 domain-containing protein At4g18260-like
Exons: 4
Coding region: 1-876 (291 amino acids)
Molecular function (GO): transmembrane monodehydroascorbate reductase activity; heme binding
Source: RefSeq, a predicted model, not a curated record